Messenger RNA from Vespula pensylvanica (western yellowjacket), 6594 nucleotides. RefSeq lists its product as uncharacterized. Gene Ontology annotation, biological process: calcium ion import across plasma membrane. The record is from RefSeq and is a predicted model, not a curated record. The transcript is spliced from 6 exons. Gene Ontology annotation, molecular function: stretch-activated, monoatomic cation-selective, calcium channel activity. Bases 2914 to 6594 code for a protein of 1226 amino acids. Lineage: Eukaryota; Metazoa; Arthropoda; Insecta; Hymenoptera; Vespidae. Gene Ontology annotation, cellular component: plasma membrane.
UAUUCCAGUAAUGUUCGAAAACAUAUUAUAAGCGUGCUCGUAAAAGCAUGUAUAAGUACACGAAGUCAAAAUAGUCGUGGAAAGGCGUAAAGUCAGUCGUGGCAUAAAAAUGUCGACAAAUUCAUUUGCUCAUUCUCGGCCUUUCGACCUCGUUCAUUGAUCGUGUAGGUAGUGGCAGCCGAGAUGUGUGUGCUGUCGAGGAGACUACUGUUAUGACGAUGUAUUCGACUUGUUCGGAAAGCGCCCGAAUAUGGAAAGGAGCAGGAAGGAAUCCAUAAGAGCCAGCCACGCUUCGAAUCGAGGAUUUCACUCGGCCGGUUUUUCUCGGUUUUCUCGUGGUUCGAGAGUUCGUGGGAUGGGUUGAUGAUGUAGAUAGAGAAAGAGAGAGAGAGAGAGAGAAAGAAAGAAAGAAAGAAAGAAGAGGGUUGGCAAAGAGGUUCCCGCAAGGAUCGCAGAGGGGAUCGUUGAAGGGUUUUGGUAGGGUGGGGUUGAAAAGUGCCGAGGGACGGCGCGCAAUGCCAAAGGAGAUGCCCGGGGAAGGAGAAAGAACAAGAUGGCGGACGCAAUACGAUGGUGGCGCCACUCUAGCAGAAGGGCGCAUGCGCAGAACGCUCGCUCGCUUAGAUAGAACAGUCGGGUGCAUGUCGACGUCGCUUAUAAUUCGGUCGCUUCACAGCGACGCGAAUACGUCCUUCGUCUCGAGAAGAAAAGAGAGGACAAGGUGGAAGAGGAAGAGGAGGAGAAGUUGGAGGAGGAGGAGAAUACGAUCGAGUCCAUCGUUUUCGAGCGAGAGCGCGCGCGCACAGCUCCUGCUGGCCGGCGUGUUCCUGCCGAACGAGGGAAAAGAAUCCGCCCUACGAUCGUCUGCUCGCGCGCGCGCACUUACAGCAAUUGCGGAGAAAACGUGGGUGCGCGCGCGCGUUAGAAAGAGAAAGAGAGAAUGUACCACCGCUCCCUUCGUAUAAACGAUCCGCCUGAGAUUAUAGCUCUCACGAACGUAACGUUGAAAAGAGAUAUCGUAGGAGGGAGAAUGCGGGGCUGCUUAUACGAGAGGGAGAAGUAGAAGGGGGUCGAGAGAAGGAAGGGUAGAAAGAGAGAGAGAGGGAGAGAGAUAAGCGCAUGUGCGCGUGCGGGAGACAGAGAGACGGGCCGCGAGAGAACGAAGGUGUUCCGAAGUUUCCGACGUCUCUCCAACUCGGGACUCGUCGGAUACGCUCGUUAGCUGAUACGCGCGCAGUGCCUGCUGCGGCUACGGGCUCGGUGUUUCUCGUGUGUCACGCGCUCGGAACCAUCUCUCUCUCUCUUUUCUGUAAAGGGGAACGUAUUUGUGUAUCGGAUGAAAAGAUAUUAGGUGGUCGGGAUAAGUGUGAUAGCUGUGGUCAAGGAAGGAUCAAUCGGAGUAAGAAGGUAAAAGUCGAAGGUGUGUAAGAAGAUCGAAGAGAAAGAAGAAGAAGAAGAAAAAGAAUAAGAAGCCGAGGAGGUAGUUUUCGCACGGGGGUGUGUCCAUGAGGUCUCGAGAGUCGAGUUCGUCGUUAAGUUCGUCACGGUGGUGGUGGUGGUGCUCGCAAUCGUGCCGGCACCGGCCGUGAUCAUCGUUGACGACGAGGACGAAGACGACGAAGAGGAGAAGGAGGAGGAGAAAGAGGGGCAGGAGGAGGAGGAGGACAGAAACGUGCGAGUAGUCGUAGCGGAGAGGAAGAGGAGGUGUUGGUGGUGGUGGAGGCGGUGGAAGAGGAGGAGGAGCAAGAGGGGGAGGAGGAGGGCGCAUAGCCUCGCGUGCAGGAUGCAGCAUGAACCUCGGUGUCCCGUAUCGGGAGCUCGCGAGCCUCGGCAGGGGGACUACGAGGACGGCGUUCGUGCGCUUUCGCCGCUCGAGAACUCCUGUCGUCAGAGUCGUCGUUGUUCGACGUUUCCCCACGCUCGACGUUCGUACGAAGAGACUCGCUCGACCCGGUGGCACGUUCACGCGAGCGACAAACUACAGGGAGAGAAGGAAGAGAAGAAGAAGGACGAGAAGUCGGAGGAGAAGGAAGUGGAGAAGAAAGAAGACGAGAAAGGUGGUGCUUCGAGGACGGUGGUCUCGGUGUUCGGCCAGGUGGCGUGUCAGAAGGAAGAGACGAAAGGUAUCACCGACGAACGACGACGCAUUAUCCACGAUCAUCCUGCCUUUUUCCCGCCUUUAUCAGCCUUACCCGAAUCAGUCCUCGUUGUCGUUACGACGGUGGCUGCCACGGCAGUCGCGAUUACCACGAGCUCGAUCGUUACCGUGUUGGUGGUGGUACUCGGCAGUGCCGUUCCUCCCGCAGCUAUCGUCGUCCCUAUUUACGGACGAAGAAACUCGCGGUUGCUGGCCCAGGGGAACUUCUAAGGGCCCCGCUAACCCGGACCGUUCGAACGAGUCCUCGAAGCUGGCUAACGGCACCGGGAUACUUUCGAGCGGGGCUGAGAGCACCGUUGACCAAAGGGAAGGAGAGAGAAGAAGAAGUUGGAGCAGGAGUAGGAGUAGAAAAAGUACGAGGAAUACGCUUAGCUCGUUUACUUUCGGUGGCGAGGCCGGUGGCGAGGUCGGUGGCGAGCUCGGCGGCAGCGGAAGGACGCAGCUUAGCCGCGGGAGAAGAAGCGGGCUUAGGCCUUGGUGGCAGCGAUGCGGGGCCCCCUGCAGCAAGGAACACGCGACCCCAGCACGGAUUGUCCGCGCGAGUUCGCCACGACUCCUUCCUCUUAUCAUCGUUUAUAUCGUUAUCGCCUACGUUAUCGCCUCACGUACGUUCUCGCUUCCUCGCCGAUCCUCGUUUCGAUCGGUGGACGGAGGAAAGGAAGGAGGACUUCUUCGGAAGCAUCAUUGGGGAGUCUCAGCAACGACGAGAACGACGUGGAGAACACGGGGACGUUAGAGUCCCCGAUCUCGUGUCCAUGCGGCUCGACUCGCCCGGACUCACGGGACCACCCACGACGACGAGAGGAAAGAGGAAGAGGAAGAAGAAGAAGACGGAGGAGGAGGACGACGAGGAGUCCCGCGUCGUCUAUCGUUGUUGUUCUCUCUUUCGUCGAAUCGCAACCCCUAAACAAGAACGACGUGGUAACGUCGUUAUCGCCGAGCGGCAACGUCAACGACAUCAUCGGCAUCAGCAUCAUCGCCGACAACAACAACAGCAGCAACAGCAGCAGCAACAACAACAACAACAACAACAACAACAACAACAACAACAACAACAACAACAACAACAACAACAACAACAACAACAACAUCAACGACGGCGACGUCGUCGGCGUCGAAGACAGCAGCUGCACGGAGAACACGAGGACGGGCCAGCAGCUAGAAACGCCACUGCCUUUCGCGCCUCUCGCCACCCUCCUUUCCGCAGUGUGGUGCGCGCGCGUUAUCACGCGGUCACACCGACCUUGGAAGCCGAGCAGGGAGAACGCCGAACGGAUCGGCUCUCAGCGACGCGACCACAACGACGACGAUGGGCUGUUGCUCCUACCUCCCAGUCGAGAAAGAAAAGGGGACUCGCUGGACGCCGUAGAAGAUCAUCUCUUUUCAACGAUCGAAUCUUUCUGCGUGGUUACACCGUCGAACGAUUCUCGGUACGCUCUUAUCCCGCGUCAAAUGGAUUCGCGAACAGUGCGAUCUUUCUCACGGGUACUUCUUCUUCUCUCGAUGUGCUUGCUAACACUGCCUUUAAUGACGAUGACGAUGACGAGGACGAAACAGAGAACAUAUCGUCGUGCCGACGGCCGGCGAUGGACGUAUUCGUCGAACCCUCGUCGACGAUCGAGAUCGAUGCUACGCGAUGUCACUCGUGGACUAUCGAAAAUAGUGGAAACGGAAUCGGAACUGACGACGCAACCGUCGUCGAUCGCGGUGCAUCGGCUCAUUUAUCGAACGCUAAUAAGAAUAGAGAGUCUUCCAGCUAUCGUCUUCAACAAGAAGAGGAUCGAAGCGAUAGCUUCGAAGAACGAGAAAGAGUCGUCGUCGACGACUUUGACUUUGAGCGUGAAAGAAAGAGAAGAAAAGGAAGAGAAACUCAAGGAAACAACGAGUAUCCUGAUGGAUUUCCACAGUCGACUCUUAGUCGGAGAGAAGGAAACUGGUCGAACGAAUCUAACGCGAAUCUUAGGAUCGUUCUCGAGGACAGUAAUUCGAGAAUCGCACAUCGCCGAUGCCAGGAGCAACAACGUCAACAACAACAGCAACAGCAUCACCAACAGCACCGCCACCCCUAUCACCACCAUCACCACCAACAGCAGCAGCAACAGCUGCCUCGUCGCGGCAGGAAUUACGGACUGCUCCUUCUCCUGUACCUCCUGACGUGGCCGUUGUUGUGCUCGAGCAACAGUUCGAGCCAACAUCCAUCCUCGGCUGGCUUUGGGCAAAAGGCGGCUGCCCUCAGCAGCGGUGCGAAUCUCAUACGGGAACGAAACGACAGCGAUAGAAAUAAUAGGAACAACCACCACAACAGCAACAACAACAAAACGGCGCCGAGAGGCUCACCGUUGUCCUCAUCGUCCAACGACGCGGCGCAACAAUAUAUUCGAAGCGACGAGGACGAUCAACGUCGCUAUCGCCAGGAGGCAGACUCGAAAGCUCAACAAAUGGAAAUGGAAGAGUUUUAUCAGGAUCAGCAGGCUAUCCCUGAGAUCACUGACGCGCAUCCUUACAACGAAUACGCUUGGGAGGUGAACCAGAUAAAUCCUUGGCUGUCGGCCUGCGAUCUGGCGGGUCCAGCGCCGGCCGAUCUUCAGGGUAGCUGUGGUCCACCGGAAGUUCCAAAGAUCUGUCCAGGUGCAUGCGCAUCAGAAUCGCAAGGAAACAAGCCCGAAGCUGGUUUCGUCCAAGUUAUCAAGAAGCUACAAGCUAUGGAAUAUAAGAUGAGGGCAAGGAAGAAAGGGAUAAGUGAUAACGAUCUUCAUGGCGAAGCGAAGGAGCUAGCGAAGGAAAGAAAAAGGAACUACAAGGACAACGACGAUGAGGAGCGCGAUCGAGCCAAGCCCGAUGAUGGCGAGCGGGCGGUUCCGGAACAGUGCCUUUUUUAUCUCGAGGAGUCGCACAAGAGAGACAUCUGUCGGGACGAUUUCGGCCGGGCCAGUACGGAAAGUUUUUUAACCCCAAGGGAGAAUCGAUAUUGGUUCAUGAGUGGGUUGCGUCUGCGGCAUUGCUGCGAACACGCGGUGGUCAACGCCCUGGCGCCUGGUAAGGGAGGCCCGCUCGAGGACGUGCUAAAUGGCGGCCGGAAAUGCGCCGAUGCUUUGGAGAAGCUGUUGCUCGUCGACAGGCUCGCCGCCAGAUUACACUGCGAGUUUGAGGAAGUCCUGGCGCGCUACGACUGUGCCCAGCCGUACUCGGUCAUCCACAAUUGCAACCACUGCAAGGAAGCGUACAGAAAGUGGGUGUGCAGCUCCCUGGUGCCUUACUUUGCUCACGGGGGACCGCAGGACUUGGAGUCCUCGGAGGGAACUUGGACUAGGAUAAGACCGUGUCUAUCCCUCUGCCAGUCCGUGGAACAACGUUGUCCUUAUUUGCUUCCGGGUGACCGUGCCCCCGCGUACCCUACACAAUAUGCCGGCGAACCUACCUUUCUUUGCAGAGACCCGAACAUACUUGAGACGGGGGAACAAGCUACGAGGGCGUUGCACAGUAGCGACGAACGAGAAUGCUGUUUCCACGUGUGCUCGGAACAGGAGCUAGACUUGGGAAUCUGUGCGAAUUGUACCGAUCGCGAGCCACGUAAACGAGGUAGAGAAUUCGAUCCUCCGACGGCACCCCACUGCGAGAUUACACCUAUUCAAUCGGACUCUGCAGAUGAGGAGGAAGCAGCAGGAUGGCCAGUGUUCAUAGAUGACAAGAACAUCGAGUUCGGUUCAACGUCGACGUUCUUCCCAAUGAUUUUGCACGAUCAACAACAACAGCAGCAGCGACAACAACAACAAUAUCAGGGUACAUCUUUAUGCGGGAGUGGUGGAGUCGGCUCGAUGACAUCGAGUUCGUCGAAUCGUGCAACGGCUUCUCACAUAGUGCAUUUUCUUUGCUUGUUAUCAAGCAUGAUCCAAUUCUUCCGGUGGUCGUGCCUGUUGUUGGGGAGUUUCUCGAGGACGAUCGUCGUGCUCGUGCGAAACGUCCUACAUUCGGGACGUAGGUUUGCGUCCUUCGUCGUUGGAAGUGAAAGAGUUAAAGAAGAAGAAGAAGAAGAAGGAAUAGGAGGAGGAAAAGCAGAAGAAAGUGGAGGAAGAAGAGGAGGAAGAGAAGGAAGAGAAAUGCGAUCGAUCGAGGAGAUUCGGCCUCGUUCUCGUUCAGACUGGUUCUGCUCUCGAUGGUGGUGUCCAUCGUUGUCAUCGAUGAAUAGAAACUUGACCAUCUCUCUAAAUAAGAAGGAUAAUAAGAAUGAAGAAGAAAAAGAAAAGGAAGACGAAGACGAAGACGACGACGAUGAUGAUAAUAAUGAUGAUGAUGAUGAUGAUGAUAAUGAUAAUGAUGAUGAUGAUGAUAAUGAUAAUGAUGAUGAUUACGACGAUUACAAUAAUACAUAUAUUUUAAAUCUAAUUCCACGUACUAAUGUGGUAAUACCAGUUGAUGUUACUCUUCACAAUUACUAA